Messenger RNA from Lipotes vexillifer (Yangtze River dolphin), 3899 nucleotides. RefSeq names its product Rho GTPase activating protein 6 (gene ARHGAP6). The transcript has 13 exons. Lineage: Eukaryota; Metazoa; Chordata; Mammalia; Artiodactyla; Lipotidae. The record is from RefSeq and is a predicted model, not a curated record. Gene Ontology annotation, biological process: signal transduction. Bases 310 to 3243 code for a protein of 977 amino acids. Gene Ontology annotation, molecular function: phospholipase activator activity; phospholipase binding.
CUUCCUCCUCCUCUUCCUUACCCUUUUCGUGACUUAGGCUCUGGGAGAAGGUUCUGGCGACCGAAGGAGCCCUCCGUCCUCACCCCUUUUCCUAGAAGGCUGGUGAUGGAUCUCCUGCUUCUGCCCCUGCCGGGGCACUUGGAGCGUGCUGGUGGCUCGUGAGCCGGGAACUGCCCUCCACCGGCCUCGGCGAGCCUUGGCCCGACCCCAUCUGGCAGCCUCGCCUGAGCCCCCUUGCUUUCUGCGCCCCAAAGCGCUAGCAGUUCCGAGAGCUGGAAGAGGGUGGCCCUCAGGCACAGCCCCGCCGAGAUGUCCGCGCAGAGCCUACUCCACAGCGUCUUCUCCUGCUCCUCGCCGGCCUCGGGCAGCGCGGCCUCGGCCAAGGGCUUCUCCAAGAGGAAGCUUCGCCAGACCCGCAGCCUGGACCCGGCUCUGAUCGGCGGCUGCGCGGGGGAGGCGGGCUCAGAGGGCGGCUCGCGGGGGGCCACCGGGGGCCGCGUCUGCUCCCCGCUGUCCGUGGCCGAGGGUCUCGGCUCUCGCUUGGCGUCCUCUCCGCGGGGCCCGCCUCCCCGGGUCAACCGACUCCCGUCCCCUAGACCCCUCUGCUCGCCCUUCUCCACGCCCAGCACCCCGCUGGAGAAGUCACCUUCUGGCAGCUUCCACUUUGACUAUGAGGUCCCCCUUGGUCGCAGCGGCCUCAAGAAGAGCAUGGUAUGGGACCUGCCUUCAGUCCUAGCCGGGCCGGGCAGCGGCCGCAGCACCAUCCUCUGCUCCUCCGGGGGAGGCCCCAACGGCAUCUUCGCUUCUCCCAGGAGGUGGCUCCAGCAAAGAAAGUUCCAGUCCCCACCCGACAGCCACGGCCAACCCUAUGUCGUGUGGAAGUCCGAGGGUGACUUCACGUGGAACAGUAUGUCGGGUCGCAGCGUACGGCUGAGGUCAGUCUCCAUCCAGAGCCUCUCAGAGCUGGAGCGAGCCCGGCUGCAGGAAGUGGCUUUUUAUCAGCUGCAGCAGGACUGUGACCUGAGCUGUCAGAUCACCAUUCCCAAAGAUGGACAAAAGCGAAAGAAAUCUUUGAGAAAGAAACUGGAUUCACUAGGGAAGGAGAAAAACAAAGAUAGAGAGUUCAUCCCACAGGCUUUUGGAAUGCCCUUAUCCCAAGUCAUUGCAAACGACCGGGCCUAUAAACUCAAGCAGGACUCGCAGAGGGGCGAGCAGAAGGAUGCCUCCGAUUUUGUGGCUUCCCUCCUCCCAUUUGGAAAUAAAAGACAAAACAAAGAACUCUCAAGCAGUAACUCAUCUCUCAGCUCCACCUCGGAAACACCAAAUGAGUCAACGUCCCCCAGUACCCCGGAGCCGGCUCCUCGGGCCAGGAGGAGGGGUGCAAUGUCAGUGGAUUCCAUCACCGAUCUUGACGACAAUCAGUCUCGACUGCUAGAAGCGUUACAACUCUCCUUGCCUGCCGAAGCUCAAAGUAAAAAAGAAAAAGCCCGAGAUAAGAAACUCAGUCUGAAUCCCAUUUACAGACAGGUCCCCAGGCUGGUGGACAGCUGCUGUCAACAUCUAGAAAAACAUGGCCUCCAGACAGUGGGGAUAUUCCGAGUUGGAAGCUCAAAAAAGAGAGUGAGACAAUUACGUGAGGAAUUUGACCGUGGGGUUGACGUGUCCCUGGAGGAAGAGCACAGCGUUCAUGACGUGGCUGCCUUGUUGAAGGAGUUCCUGAGGGACAUGCCGGACCCCCUUCUCACCAGGGAGCUGUACACAGCUUUCAUCAAUACUCUCUUGUUGGAGCCUGAGGAACAGCUGGGCACCUUGCAGCUCCUCAUCUACCUUCUACCUCCCUGCAACUGCGACACGCUCCACCGGCUGCUGCAGUUCCUCUCCAUCGUGGCCAGGCACGCCGAGGACAACGUCAGCAAAGACGGGCAAGAGGUCACUGGGAACAAAAUGACAUCUCUAAACUUGGCCACCAUAUUUGGACCCAACCUGCUGCACAAGCAGAAGUCGUCAGACAAGGAAUUCUCGGUCCAGAGUUCAGCCCGGGCUGAAGAGAGCACAGCCAUCAUUGCCGUGGUGCAGAAAAUGAUUGAAAAUUAUGAAACCCUGUUCAUGGUUCCCCCGGAUCUCCAGAAUGAAGUGCUGAUGAGCCUGUUAGAGACCGAUCCCGAUGUUGUGGACUAUUUACUCAGAAGAAAGGCCUCCCAAUCUUCAAGCCCUGACAUGCUGAGGUCGGAAGUUUCCUUUUCCGUGGGAGGAAGGCAUUCGUCCACAGAUUCCAACAAGGCCUCCAGCGGAGACCUCUCCCCUUAUGACAACAACUCCCCAGUGCUGUCCGAGCGCUCCCUGCUGGCUAUGCAAGAGGACGUGGCCCCGGGGGGCUCAGAGAAGCUUUACAAAGGGCCAGAGCAGUAUGUGCGGGUGGGCCACUUGCCGUCUUCGAAGUCGAGGGAGAGUUCUCCUGGACCAAGGCUUGGGAAAGAUAUGGCAGAGGAGGCUUUCAAUAUCUGGGGAACUUGGCAUUCAACAUUAAAAAGUGGAUCCAAAGACCCAGGAAUGACAGGUUCCCACGGAGACAUUUUUGAAAGCAGCUCCCUCCGACCGGGGCCGUGUUCUCUUUCGCAAGGGAACCUGUCCCCAAAUUGGCCCCGGUGGCAGGGGAGCCCCAUGGAACUGGACAGCAGUGCGCAGGUCAUUGGCAGGACUCAGACCACGAGCACCAUCGCCGAGCGCAGGGAGCACGCCCCCGUGGCCCGCGUCUGCAGCACGCCCCCCAUCAAGGGCGGCGGGGGCGGGAGGCGCGCGCCAAGGCCAAGGCCGGAGCCGUGCUGGACCGAAGCCCUCGCGGAGCGCGAGCCGGAGGCGGCCUGGCUGCAGAGGAGAGCCAAGCCUCUGCACCAGAGACCUGCAGAGGGUGCCAGGCGCGACAAGAGGCCUCCUCCUCCGUAUCCUGGUCCAGGGAAGCAGGCCCUAGCAUCGGCCCGGCAGCCCGCGGAGCCGCCGCUGUGGAGGCCUCAGAGGCCAGAAGGAGGCUCCGGAACAGCUUUGGAAGAGGGAAUCCAGAGAGCCGAGCGAGAGCAUCAGGCCGCCCAGCAGAAAGCGAGCAGCGCCUACCCCAGUCCCGCCAGCGAUAGGAACAGUAAGACCUUGGGGGAGCCCAGCUGGCUCGACUGGCAGAGGGAGCGGUGGCAGAUCUGGGAGCUCUUAUCCACCGACAACCCCGAUGCCCUCCCGGAAACGCUGGUAUGAGAUGAGUCCUCCACGCUCAGCCCUCACGUCCCAAACAGCCUUCUUCCACUCAGUAGGGGAAAAAGUGGGUGUUGGACAAUUGGGCACUUACUUGUUUUUCUUCUUUUACACUUAAAAAAAAAAAAAAAAACACGAGAAAAGUCAGUUCACUUAAAGAUAUAGAGCACUAGGACCCUGGCCAUUUAUAAUAAGAUUCUAUUGCAUAGCCAGCCUUCAGAAAAAACAAAACCAGAAAUGGAUGCUAAUAUCCAAUCUAAAAGCUAUUCACAUUGGCUCUGUAUAAGAUAAAACUCUUGCUUUGGUACAGCUUAAUUGUAUUCAUGUGUCUUCAGUUUUGACUGUUGUAUAUUCUGUAACAGAUUAUGUAUGAUAAUCCUAUAUGUUAUAUUCACAGAAAACAGAAGGAACACAUUUUUAAAUCACUUAAUCUAAGUAAUGAGAUUCUAUAGAGUGUUCUAGAAUACGCACAAGCAGGUUUCUGUGCUUCGGCCAUUGCUUUUUAACUGGGGACAGCCCUUCCUUCAAUGCCUAAGGAAAACACUAACAAAACAAAAUAAAACAGAAUAUGAGAAGCCAUAUUUUUUCUAUAGUAGUGAGAUACAAAAAAAUAUAGUCACUGAAUGCUUUUUCAUAUUGAAUAUGUUUUAAGGAAAAUA